CGUCUUUACUGGCUAGAGCUAUGUGAACAGUCCCUUCCUCCCUCUGAACAAGUGUUUCCUCUUGCUGAAUGAAAAAAACUGAAGGUGUGUUCGUGUAAGGUGAGGAGCAGGUGGAUUAUGUCUGUGGAUUUACUGCUGAUUUCCUCAGGCAGAAGAAGACUGAAGGAAUUUUUUUUUUAGCUAUUUGCUGUUUUUACAGAAAGAUGAAGACCCUGUUGGUGUUUGUGAUUCUCCUGCACGUUUCCCAGCAUGCCUCAAGUGUGGAGGUGCAGGAGGGAGCAGAGUUUGUCCUGCUGCCAUGUAGGUUUCUCAGUUUUAAUGUGAAAGAAUGCGCAGUUGUGUGGAGCCGGUCCGACCUCAAUCCACCCACAGUUCACCUGCGUGAACAGGAAGGCGAUAACCUUCAGAACCAAAACCAGCAUUACAGCGGGCGAACAUACAUGAAUACUGAUGCUCUGGAAACUGGAAACCUCAGCCUCACUCUGAAAAAUCUUCAACUGUCUGAUAGUGGCAACUACACCUGCACCGCCCGCAAGUCUGGACAUGAACAGGGUGAGACAACAGUGCAGCUGCAGGUCCAGAGGGCCACAGGUGGAGUUGUGUUGUUAGGGCGCAGCAGGGUCACAGUUCUCCUGGUUUUCUUGAAUCUGGCUGCAUUCUUAAUUGUCGGUGGAGGCAUGUACUUCAGACACUAUUUUGUGAAAGUCCCGCAGGUGAAGGUGGAUUCAGGGGUGGAGUCUGUUCAACUUCCCUUUAUAACCACAGUGCACCUGCCUGAAGACGCUACAGUGAUGUGGACUGACAGCUUUAACAGGACAGCCCAUGUGCAGCAAAGUGACUCUGACCAGCCUCAACCACAACAACACUGGUUAUACACAAACCGAACCAAGAUGAAGAGAAACCGGCUGACAGUUUCCAACCUCAGUCUGACUCUGAAAUACCCCACAGACAAAGACACAGACACAUACACCUGCACCGUCAGCACCAGGGAGGGAAAAAUCCUGAAGAAAAAAGUGAAGCUGAAAGUCAAAGUCCCCUGUGUAGAGGUGAAGGAUGGGGUGGAGUCUGUCCAGCUGCCCUGCAAAACCAGACAUCGCCUGCCUGAAGAUGCUAAAGUGGAGUGGACUUGUAUUUACAUCCGAACCAGGAAGGUCCACGUGUAUGAGAACGGCUCUGACCAGUUUAAAGAACAGGACUAGUUUUACAGAGACCGAACGAAGAUGAAUAAAGACCUGCUGAAAACUGGA
Oreochromis niloticus (Nile tilapia) is the source of this 1247-nucleotide messenger RNA. RefSeq lists its product as uncharacterized. The transcript has 5 exons. Gene Ontology annotation, biological process: T cell costimulation; negative regulation of T cell proliferation; positive regulation of T cell proliferation. Gene Ontology annotation, cellular component: external side of plasma membrane. The coding region runs from base 204 to 1199 and encodes 331 amino acids. The record is from RefSeq and is a predicted model, not a curated record. NCBI's taxonomy places the organism in Eukaryota, Metazoa, Chordata, Actinopteri, Cichliformes, Cichlidae.